Molecule: messenger RNA, 2274 nt
Organism: Alosa alosa (allis shad)
Lineage: Eukaryota; Metazoa; Chordata; Actinopteri; Clupeiformes; Clupeidae
Gene: ddx56
Product: DEAD (Asp-Glu-Ala-Asp) box helicase 56
Exons: 14
Coding region: 47-1738 (563 amino acids)
Cellular component (GO): nucleolus
Molecular function (GO): nucleic acid binding; ATP binding; RNA helicase activity
Source: RefSeq, a predicted model, not a curated record
CCCCUGGAACUCGGCGAGAGUCGCGAGACAAACACACGUGUGAAGAAUGGCUGCCGACAGAGUGGACUUCCACGAGAUGGGCAUAGAUGAUCGCCUUUUAAAGGCUGUUGCUGACUUGGGCUGGGCACAGCCCACGUUGAUCCAGGAGAAAGCUAUCCCACUGGCACUUGAAGGUAAAGACCUCCUGGCACGAGCAAGGACUGGCUCUGGUAAAACUGCUGCGUAUGCUGUCCCCGUCAUUCAGCGGAUUCUGAUGUCUAAACAGACCGUGCGCGAACAGGCUGUUAGAGCUUUGAUACUGGUGCCCACCAAAGAACUAGGACAGCAAGUCCAGACCAUGGUCCGCCAGCUCACGGCUUUCUGCGCUAGGGAUGUCAGAGUGGCAGAUAUCUCUAGCAAGGCAGACAUAUCAGCUCAGAAGCCUAUCCUGAUGGAAAAACCUGAUGUGGUGGUGGGGACUCCCUCACGAGUUCUGGCCCACAUUAAUGCCCAAAACCUGGUGCUUCACUCCUCUUUGGAGAUGCUGGUCAUCGACGAGGCAGAUUUGGUCUUUUCCUUUGGCUUUGAGGCAGACCUGAAGAGCCUGCUUUGUCAUUUGCCCAAGAUCUACCAGGCAUUCCUCAUGUCUGCCACACUGAAUGAGGAUGUGCAGGCCCUGAAGGAGUUGGUGCUUCACAACCCUGUGACUCUGAAGCUGCAGGGCUCUCAGCUGCCGGACAGCUCGCAGCUCCAGCAGUACAGUGUGAAGUGUGAGGAGGAGGACAAGUUCCUGCUCAUCUACACGCUCCUCAAGCUGCGCUUGGUGCGUGGCAAGACGCUGCUGUUCGUAGGCACCGUGGACCGCUGCUACCGCCUUAAACUCUUCCUUGAGCAGUUCAGCAUCCCGGCCUGUGUGCUGAACUCAGAGCUUCCUGUGCACUCCAGGUGUCACAUCAUCAGUCAGUUCAAUCAGGGGUUCUAUGACUACAUCAUCGCCACAGACGAGCAGGGCCUGGAGAAUCCCACAGCACCAGCCAAGAAGGAGGAGGAGAAGGACAAGAAGAAGAAGAAGAAGACUACGGGCAAAGGAGGACCGAGUAAAGAUCAGGAGUAUGGUGUGUCUCGAGGCAUAGACUUCCAGAACGUGGCCAACGUCAUUAACUUUGACUUCCCACCCACAGUCGAGUCCUAUAUUCACCGUGUCGGCAGAACGGCCCGUGCAGACAACCCUGGAACUGCCCUAACAUUUGUCUCCCACACAGAACUCCCUCUGUUGGAAGAGGUGGAAAGUGCACUCACAGAAAACACAGAGUGUGCGCUGCAACCAUAUGGGUUUAAAAUGGAGGAGAUUGAGGGCUUCAGAUACCGUUGUCGGGAUGCCAUGCGGUCCGUCACAAAACAGUCGGUUAAAGAAGCCAGACUGAAGGAGAUCAAGCAGGAGCUGCUGAACUCUGAGAGGCUGAAGACGUACUUUGAGGACAAUCCCAGAGACCUUCACCUUUUGCGCCACGACAAGGACCUUCAUCCUGCAGUGAUUAAACCGCAUAUGAAGAAUGUUCCAGACUAUUUGAUCCCACCUACACUUAAAGGACUUGCCAACCCGCUGACUGGGCGCAAGAAAAGAGGAAGGAAUUUCAAGCCCAAGACUGUAGGAGUUAUCAAAAGUGACUUUAAGAAAAAUGCCAGGGGCAAGAACCCGCUGAAGACGUUCCGCUUCAAAUCCAAAAAAUCCAAAGCCAGCGCAGAAGGAAAGUCAUAAAGCUGUUUUGUGGAAAUUAUGUGAGUUGAAGGAACUUGUCUGUUAAGACCUUCAAGACCCCUGCCAUCAAUCUACUUGGACUGCAUGAGCAGAGACCAGAGUUUCAGCAAUGCUCAAGGUGCAAUAUUCUUGACAUGUCUCCUUGACAACACUUGCACAGAGGCCAAGUUGUUCUGUGAAAUCAUGUGACAAGCAACUAUAGACAGUUGUUAAUAUCCUUUAACAUGCUUCAGUGGUCAUGGACUAAAAUAUAUUUUUGAGGAGUUAUAUUGAUAAAUAGGCAGAGCUGAGAAGUAGGCAGUUUAUACCUGUAUUUUCAGGUCAAAACGUGACAGUCUUGCGAACGCAUCACUGGCCUAAACAAUGUUUUCUAUAUUUUUUGUACAGUUGUAAAAUUGUAAAAUGUUAAGUUGAUGUUGGGCCUUACUCUUGCUUGGUCUGUGUGUGCUCAACAGACUAGCCCUCUGUGGAAUGGUUCAGAUUGCAUUCUUCCGCUACAAUAAAAGCAAUGGCUCUAUGAGCCAAAUGUAAGUUAA